AUGGUCCGGUACUUAGUCGAACACGCCAUUGAAAUAGGCUUCCCGAUAAACUACUCAAGUGGUCACUUGAUCUUCGCCAAGGGGCGUCAUUAGGUUUCGUAACCGCUGCUAUUUAUAUCUCCCCUCUCUCUCUCUUUAUGCAUCGAUUUUUCCAGUACUUUCUUAAUGAAGCUUCUUUCAGACUUCAGUUUUUGAACUAGUUCUCGGCUUUGAACUAGAGCGAUAGGCUUUUUUUGAUAUGUAUUUUCAAUAAUGAAAAAGCUAUUUUUGAUGUAAUUUUUCAAGAAUCAACUGUUGCUUUAAUGUUAAAGUUAUCGUUAUUCUGUCUUUGUAGCGUCCUUCUUGCUCAUUUUGAGAUUUCUUAUCCAAAAAGAAAAACUUUCGCUUUUUUUAAAGCUUAGUGAAUUUCCAAAUUGUGCUUAACGCUCUAGAAUUUCAUUAAAAACUUCGAAUCCAGCCGUGUUUGGUUCCAAUAAUUGAAGGAUUUUUUUCCUGGUUUUGAAAUUGUGGCUAAACAUUAUUUUCUCAUUCAUUUAGAACAUCUUAUUUUCCAAUUCUCGAGAAUAAUUUCGUGUUCUUCCGCGUUCCUUCGUCAAGUAAACUGUUUAUUUUUCUUUCAUUUUAUUAUUUAUUUUCAGAGUUUUUUCUCCUCUUUUUUUCGAAGCUCGUCAAGCAGUUGUUCCGUUUUUCUCAGCCCCGAUUCUACUUCCACUGCAUAGUGAGUGAACCAGGAUUUCCUGUUGUGCAGUCAUUUUUUCUUUUCUUUGAGUAAAAAGAAGAGAAAUAAAGAUUUAUGUUGGAUUUUUGUUGAAUGUUUGAUGAAAAGUUUUUAGCAUUCAAAACAUUCAAAUUUUCUUCAUAAGGCUCAAGAUGGAAAAAAAAAAUUUAUUUUCUCGGAGGAAUACUUUUUGGGGCCAUUUAAAGAGAAAAAAUGUACCUUGGAUUUCGUUGAUUUUUUGAUUAUAGUGAUGUAAAUUUAGGCUUUUUUUGGUUUCUUGAAACAAAUUUGAUAUUCCAAGCCUUUUUCUUAAACGAAAAAAACGGAAAAACACAAAAGUUAAAGAGUCAUUUUUUUUCUGCUUGCCCAUUGGUCUUUUGAAGGUUUCGCACCCGUUAUUUUUCGCAUUUAAUCUUUUUUUUUCUCCUAUUUAUAAGUCAAUCCAGUUUCCCUCUUUUCCUCCGCGUUUUAAUCUUCUCUUCCGUUGGAGUUUACAAUUUUUCGCAUCUGAAUCGACUGACGUUGCCAAACUCACAUUUCGGUUUCAGCAAAUUUAAGUAAGAAGUAUUCUUUGAUAAGAAGUUUAUUAGAUAUUUUUUUCUAUCCCAACUUGAAUUUGGAAUCAAUAAAGGGAUUUUUUUAACCGCGAUUCUAAGCAAUAAAAAAAGAUUUUUUUCAAUUAUAUCCUCUUCUACAAGAACUAUUUCAUCGCGAAUUAUUUUUAUUAGAAUCGAAAAUUUGAAACAAAAAAAGUCUGAAAAUUUUGUUAUUUAUCAAAUAUUUUCUCCUCAAAUCUAUCUAUUUUUCCUUGGUUUAAGAUGAAGUAAUUGCAAAAACAAGACUGUAAUUUUCCCUUCGGGACCAAUUAUAUCAAUCUUAUUUGUUAUUUAUUCCCUUUGAAAAGCCAUUUUUUUACUCUAAACAACUAUGAUUAUUUUCCUCUUUCGAAGGAUUUAUUGUCUGUUUUCGAAAUUCGAAAACAUGGGCCAGUUAAAAUGUCCAUGAUUACUUUCCAAUAUAUUCCUUUAAUGGGGAUUUUUAGAUCUGUUAAUUUAUAGACAAGAUGGUGGUCGACAAUAUUGAGAACCAGACGAAUGGAAAGGCCAAUUCGCCGUUGAUCAGCACAGUCAAAUGCAAGGACGAACUUCCCAAUUCGAUCAUCGUGACCCAAGUUCCCGAGGAGGUAAUUGGGCUUGAAAUUCCGUGUGAAAUCCGAAAAAAAAACACAGAGUUUACUUCUGCGAUAUUUUUGAUGAAAAUCAUCAGUUUAUUCAUUUCGCAAUAAAUAAUAUUUUUACUAAGGAUCAUAAAACCAUAAGGAAAACGAGGAUAAAGCAAAAAAAAAGAAAUCAAGUUAGGCACAAUUUUCAGAAGAUAGUCAAAAAUAGAUUUUUAAAAAGCAAUCACCUCCUAGUGAACUUUUUCGAAGGAUUCUAUUAAAAUUAAAUUUUCUACUAUUUCUGAUCUUGAUCAAUUAGAAAUGGGAUUGUUCCUGUUUUUCAAUGGUCCAGGUGCCAAAGUUUUCGAACUUUCCCUGUUUCAAAAGUUUUGAUCGAUCAUAUAUAGCGCAUGUAAGAAGAUGCAAGUAAGGAAAUUGUGUGAUUCAUGAAUUUUUUUUUUUAAUUUUUCGCGCCAAUAAAAUUUUAAACAAUUGUUAAGCGAUCAAUUAUCUCAGUUGGCUGUUCCGAUACAACAAUAUAAACUUUUUUUCAAUCUUCAUUAGCUUAUUAAUUUAAUUCUAUCGUUUUUCCAGGUCUUCACAAACCCAUCGGACAAGGCCAAUUUCUCGCAACUUUUCACUCAAAUCGAAGAAAAUAUUCAUUUCGACUUUUUGAAGAGCUUCCGACGAGUUCGCGUUAUUUUUAGGUUUGGGUUUUUUCCCCUUUGUAUCUUUUCAGAAUCUUGAAUUAUUUUUCACAUUUUUUUAAUAGUUAGGAAAUAAUAUUCGCAACAUAAAGAAGUAUUCGAAUUGCUUUCAAAGACUUUUUGAUUUCGACAUGUCCUUAAACCAGUUAUAUUUCAUUCUCAUUAGGUAUAUUUGUGAUUUUUUGUAGCAAGAAAAGUUAUUUCAUUAUCUAUUGAAGUUUGAACGUUGCUGGAAACUCAUGUAAUCUGUUUUCCAGUACUCCGGAAAAUGCGACCGCCGCCAAGCUUAUCGUCCAAGGCUUCUCCUUCCACGGCCAGCAGCUCAAAGCGUUUUUCGCCCAGGUAAUCGACCAUUUGUCAAUUUUUUUUCUUUAAUUAGUAAGGUCGCUUUAGAAAAAAUUUUAUCCAACGUAGGAAUUCGAGCUCAUUUGAAAACAAGAAGCCAUUUGAACUUGCUGUACCGUUUCACCUUUUUCUAAAUUUCCAGCUUGUCCACUUCAUUCGGACUAUUUUUUCAGCGAGUUCUCUUGAGCAACAACAAGCUGACGCUUCUGUCGCCACCGCCCCUCGAGAAACAGUUUCUGAUUUCGCCGCCGUGUUCCCCGCCCGUCGGCUGGGAACAGACCACGGUCCGUUUUUUCCCUUUUUCCUGAAGUUUCGAGUUAUUUUGAGCGAUUCAAAAUGGCCAGAAACGGCUAGUUCAAAGAAAAAAUGGCUAAAUUACUUUAGUGGCCACUUAAGAAUUUUCUUUAUUUCAUUUUAAGAGCAACUUCAUUUUCUUUUCAAUCGCCGUGAUUUCUUCAAUUUUAGUUGACGAAUUCUGCAAUUAAUCUCAUUUAAAUAGUAUAAUGGGAUAGAUUUCCGGAUUUUUAUCCUAGAGAAACAUAAAUUAUAUUUGGAUUUUCAGGAAAUGGCUCCUGUUGUCUGCAACUUUGACCUGAUGGCCCGCCUCGCGUCUUUCGCCCUAGACGACAAGUUUGUCAUUUUCCAUUCUUUUAGAACUUAAAGCCGAAUUCCAAAUUAUCUUUGACUCUAAAAAAUUCUUUUUCACUCUCUGAAGGUGACUUUGAAUUCCGCGGCGAAAUCACAUUGAUCAUGACCUCAGACUCAAGUUUCCAAGAAACUUCAAAAGAAAUUUCAGAUACGAAGUCCACAAUGGCGACGAAUCGACGCCGACCAUUGUAGUGCACCCUUGCGAGACGCCCUUGGACGCCCCGUCGGCCAUUCAGAUGCCACGGACGCCGCGCCCAUCUUCUGAUGAGGAUGACGUCAACGGCAACGAGUAG
Molecule: messenger RNA, 3870 nt
Organism: Caenorhabditis auriculariae
Lineage: Eukaryota; Metazoa; Nematoda; Chromadorea; Rhabditida; Rhabditidae
Source: the annotation of a GenBank genome assembly